UCCUCACAGCCCGUCCCGGAGCCGCCGAACAGUGGCAGCCACCACCAUGAGGCUCUACAGCCUAAGUGUCCUUUACAAAGGUGACCCCAAAGUGCAUUUACUGAAAGCUGCCUAUGAUGUGUCCACCUUCAACUUCUUCCAGAGGUCCAGCGUGCAGGAGUUCAUGACCUUCACCAGCCAGCUGAUCGUGGAGCGCUCACAGCUGGGCAGCAGAGCCUCAGUCAAGGAGCAAGAGUACCUGUGCCAUGUGUACCUGCGCGGCGACGGGCUGGCCGGCGUGGUGGUGGCUGACACCGAGUACCCACAGAGGGUCUGCUUCACCUUGCUGGACAAGGUGCUGGAGGACUUCUCCCGGCAGGUCCCCAGGAGCGAGUGGCCCUCAGGGUCCCCUGGCACCAUCAGCUAUGCGGCGCUGGAUGGGUACCUCAGCAAGUACCAGAACCCUCGAGAUGCUGACCCCAUGACCAAAGUGCAGGCAGAGCUGGACGAGACCAAAAUCAUCCUGCACAACACGAUGGAGUCGCUGCUGGAGCGAGGGGAGAAGCUGGAUGACCUGGUGUCCAAAUCAGAGGUGCUGGGGGCACAGUCCAAAGCCUUCUACAAAACUGCUCGCAAGCAGAACUCCUGCUGUGCCAUCAUGUGACAGGGGCCUCUGCAGCUCCACACCACCUCUGGACCUCACCCAGGCCUCCUCCCUUCAGCCCUCCCCCAGGACAGGACAUGGAAGCCCAGGGGGGGUCACCAGGCCUGGGUGUGCUCAGUGCCAAGGCCUUGGGUGAUGAUUUUCUCAUCUCGACGGCUGGCCCCCGUGGGUGAGGGCAGCACCAGAGACCCCCCCUUACUUUUCUGAGGGUGGUUCAGACCAUGGGGUGCCCAGCUGCAUGCC
This is a messenger RNA of Indicator indicator, 886 nucleotides long. RefSeq names its product YKT6 v-SNARE homolog (gene YKT6). NCBI's taxonomy places the organism in Eukaryota, Metazoa, Chordata, Aves, Piciformes, Indicatoridae. Gene Ontology annotation, molecular function: SNAP receptor activity. The record is from RefSeq and is a predicted model, not a curated record. Gene Ontology annotation, biological process: endoplasmic reticulum to Golgi vesicle-mediated transport. The coding region runs from base 47 to 643 and encodes 198 amino acids. The transcript has 8 exons. Gene Ontology annotation, cellular component: Golgi apparatus.